Messenger RNA from Fusarium sp. VM40, 1575 nucleotides. NCBI's taxonomy places the organism in Eukaryota, Fungi, Ascomycota, Sordariomycetes, Hypocreales, Nectriaceae. The record is from the annotation of a GenBank genome assembly.
AUGCUGUCUAGAGUAGCCCAGGCUUCGCGCUUGGGCUUGAUGACAGCUCGUCUGUCACGGCCCGUCGCAUCUCCAACCUUCCGAGCCAUUCCUGCUACUGCUCCGCAAUUUGCCUCACCAUGGCUCCGAUCUUACUCCAAGCGCUCGUCCGGUCAACCGCCAAAAGAUUCGAAGAAGAAGCCAGCAGCAGCACAAAAUGAUGCCGAAUCUGCAAAGACUCCAGAGCAGCCCGCCGCGAAUGACGUUAACAAGGCUGACGAGCAGUCUCCCGAGGCUCCCAAGGAAGGGGAGCAAAUACCUUUCCACAAGCUCCCUGAUCUGACCCAGGGUAUUCCUUCGACGCUUUUUGAAGAGAUGGGAGGUGACAAGAAGAAGGAGCAGCAGGCGCUACAGGAGAUGGAGGAGGCUGAGUCGACUGGUGGACGGGACCGAUCGGAAUAUGUUUCGACAACUGAGCGUAACCGCAAGUGGUGGACAAGAUUCGCACUUGUUACGGCAGCUGCCGGUGGUACUCUGAGCAUCUUAUACAUGGGCCGCAACUGGGAGGAUACCAUUGAGGCCGAGCGUCAUUCUGAUAUUCCUAAUGGUCCUUCUCCUAGCUUGUGGUGGAAGCGUGCCAAGGCCCGUAUGACCGAGUCUGUCACUUACUACAAGGAGCCUGCGUUCGAGAAGCUACUGCCCGACCCCGACCCUACUUUCGAGCGCCCUUAUACUCUCUGUCUCAGCUUGGAUGACCUGCUCAUUCACAGCGAGUGGAGCCGUGAGCACGGCUGGAGAAUCGCCAAGCGACCUGGUGUGGACUACUUUAUCCGAUAUCUGAGCCAGUACUACGAGCUGGUGCUCUUUACUUCUGUCCCUUACGCUACCGGUGAACCUAUUAUGAGGAAAUUGGACCCCUUCCGUUUGAUCUUGUGGCCUCUUUACCGAGAGGCUACCAAGUUCGAGGACGGAGAGAUUGUCAAGGACCUCUCCUACCUCAACCGUGACCUGUCCAAGGUGAUCAUUAUCGACAGCAACGCCAAGCACGUCCGCAACCAGCCCGAGAACGCCAUCGUCCUUGAUCCUUGGAAGGGUGACCGAAACGACAAGGAGCUUGUCAACCUCAUUCCCUUCCUCGAGUACAUCCACACUAUGCAGUACGACGACGUCAGAAAGGUCAUCAAGUCCUUCGAUGGCAAGCACAUCCCCACCGAGUUCGCCCGCCGUGAAGCUAUCGCCCGUAAGGAGUUCCAAGCCAAGCAACUCGCCCACAAGCACAAGCACGGCUCUGGUGUCGGAGCCCUGGGUAACCUUCUCGGUCUCAACCCUAGCAACAUGAGCAUGAUGGUGUCCCCCGAUGGCGAGCAGAACCCCGCCGAGGCCUUCGCGCAGGGUAAGAUGUUGCAGGAUGUCGCUCGUGAGCGCGGUCAGAGGAACUACAUGGAGCUCGAGAAGCAGAUCCGCGAGAACGGAGAGAAGUGGCUGAAGGAGGAGGCUGCCAUGAUGGAGGCGGCCCAGAAGGAGGCUAUGCACAGCAUGAUGGGUUCUUUCUCCGGCAUGUUCGGUGGCGGUGACCCUCCUGAGAAGAAGGCUUAA